Manis javanica (Malayan pangolin) is the source of this 2722-nucleotide messenger RNA. RefSeq names its product phosphorylated CTD interacting factor 1 (gene PCIF1). The record is from RefSeq and is a predicted model, not a curated record. Lineage: Eukaryota; Metazoa; Chordata; Mammalia; Pholidota; Manidae. Gene Ontology annotation, molecular function: mRNA (2'-O-methyladenosine-N6-)-methyltransferase activity; RNA polymerase II C-terminal domain binding. Gene Ontology annotation, cellular component: nucleus.
CGCAUGCGCAGCGCGGAGUCCCGGCUCGGGACACAAGAUGGCGGCAGCGGCGCUGGGGAGGGCGAGGCGGAGGCGGCAAAACGGGCGGUUGAGCAGAACGUGUAGCCGCAUCUCCUCGAGUCCGCUCCGGCCAGUUGCUGAUGCAAGAAAUCCCCUGGGCCCCUGUCCACUUCACUGCUGACUGGCCCACCUGUGCUGAGCCUUCCUUCGGGUCUACUCCCUGCCUCUGUGGGACCCUGUGAUGUGGGGGUCCAUCCCGUCAGAGAAGAAUACCCUCUAAUGCUAGUGUUGCAGACCCCAGAGGGUACAGUGUGGGUGCUGAGAUGGCCAAUGAGAACCACGGCGGCCCCCGGGAGGAAGCAUCCCUGCUGAGUCACUCCCCAGGCGCCUCCAGUCAGAGUCAGCCCUGUUCUCCAAAGCCCAUCCGUCUGGUGCAGGACCUCCCAGAGGAGCUGGUGCAUGCAGGCUGGGAGAAAUGCUGGAGCAGGCGGGAGAACCGUCCUUACUACUUCAAUCGAUUCACCAACCAGUCCCUGUGGGAGAUGCCCGUGCUGGGCCAGCAUGACGUGAUUUCGGAUCCGUUGGGGCUGAAUGCGACCCCACUGCCCCAAGACUCAAGCUUGGUGGAAACUCCCCCGGCUGAGAACAAGCCCCGAAAGCAGCAGCUCUCAGAAGAGCAGCCAAGCGGCAAUGGUGUGAAGAAGCCCAAGAUUGAAAUCCCUGUAACACCCACGGGCCCAUCAGUGCCCAGCUCCCCCAGUGUUCCAGGAACCCCGACGCUGAAGAUUUGGGGGACGUCCUCUGAAGAUAAACAGCAGGCAGCUCUCCUCCGACCCACUGAGGUGUACUGGGAUCUGGACAUCCAGACCAAUGCUGUCAUUAAGCACCGGGGGCCUUCGGAGGUGUUGCCUCCACAUCCCGAGGUGGAGUUGCUACGUUCCCAGCUCAUCCUAAAGCUUCGGCAGCACUACCGGGAGCUGUGCCAGCAGCGAGAGGGCAUUGAGCCCCCCCGGGAAUCUUUCAACCGCUGGAUGCUGGAGCGCAAGGUUGUGGACAAAGGCUCGGACCCUCUGUUGCCGAGCAACUGUGAACCAGUCGUGUCACCUUCCAUGUUUCGCGAAAUCAUGAAUGACAUUCCUAUCAGGUUAUCCCGAAUCAAGUUCCGGGAGGAAGCCAAGCGCCUGCUCUUUAAAUACGCAGAGGCCGCUAGGCGGCUCAUCGAGUCCAGGAGCGCAUCCCCUGACAGCAGAAAGGUGGUCAAGUGGAACGUGGAGGACACCUUCAGCUGGCUGCGGAAGGACCAUUCAGCCUCCAAGGAGGACUACAUGGAUCGUCUGGAGCAUCUGCGGAGACAAUGUGGCCCUCAUGUCUCAGCGGCAGCCAAGGACUCCGUGGAAGGCAUCUGCAGUAAGAUCUACCACAUCUCCCUGGAGUACGUCAAACGGAUCCGGGAGAAACACCUUGCCAUCCUCAAGGAAAACAACAUCCCAGAGGAGGUGGAGGCCCCAGAGGUGGAGCCCCGCCUGGUGUACUGCUACCCAGUCCGGCUGGCUGUGUCUGCGCCCCCCAUGCCCAAUGUGGAGAUGCAUAUGGAGAAUAAUGUGGUCUGCAUCCGGUAUAAGGGAGAGAUGGUCAAGGUCAGCCGCAACUACUUCAGCAAGCUGUGGCUCCUUUACCGCUACAGCUGCAUUGAUGACUCUGCCUUUGAGAGGUUCCUGCCCCGAGUCUGGUGUCUUCUCCGACGGUACCAGAUGAUGUUUGGCGUGGGCCUCUAUGAGGGGACAGGCCUGCAGGGCUCGCUGCCUGUGCAUGUCUUUGAGGCCCUCCACCGGCUCUUCAGCGUCAGCUUCGAGUGCUUUGCCUCACCCCUCAACUGCUACUUCCGUCAGUACUGCUCUGCCUUCCCCGACACAGACGGCUACUUUGGCUCCCGCGGGCCCUGCCUGGAUUUCUCCCCGCUGAGUGGUUCCUUUGAGGCCAACCCUCCGUUCUGUGAGGAGCUCAUGGAUGCCAUGGUCUCCCACUUCGAGAAACUGCUGGAGAGCUCCCCAGAGCCCCUGUCCUUCAUAGUGUUCAUCCCAGAAUGGCGGGAACCCCCAACACCGGCGCUCACCCGCAUGGAGCAGAGCCGCUUCAAACGCCACCAGCUGGUCCUGCCGGCCUUUGAGCAUGAGUACCGCAGCGGCUCCCAGCACGUCUGCAAGAAGGAGGAAAUGCACUACAAGGCUGUCCACAACACGGCCGUGCUCUUCCUACAGAACGACCCUGGCUUUGCCAAAUGGGGGCCGACGCCAGAGAGGCUGCAGGAGCUGAGCACUGCCUACCGGCAGUCAGGCCGCAGCCAUGGCUCUGGCUCCUCGUCGUCCUCCUCAGAGGCCAAGGACCGGGACUCAGGCCGAGAACAGGGCCCCAGCCGCGAGCCUCACCCCACUUAACACACCCUGCGGGGAGGAGAAGCCCCAGGGUGCUGGUGCAGACUGCCGGGACUCAGGCAUCUGGUGCUGGGCGGACCCUGGGGCCUAUCCCCAGGAGCCAGGCUGCCAGUGACACAGGAAGAUGUUGGCUUGCCGGGGCUCCCCUCCCUGCCCCUUCCCCCAACUUCCCACCUCAGACUCACUCCACGGCCCCUGUACAUAGACCCCAUUCCUCCCCUUCCUGUCCUCCCCCAAGUCCUGUUGCCGCCUGGUUUCAUUUGUAAAAGGAAAUACAGAAAUUCCCGUAA